CGCUGCACGCCCGUCAUCUCCCAAUCCUCCUAUAUAAACGGCACCUGCCAGGUGAGCGUGCUGCGUGCACAGGACAGAGCGGAUCGAUCGCCAGGAGCGGAGAUCGAUCGAUCAAUGGUGGUCAACGGCGCGCGCUGCGUCGCCGCGCUGCUAUUGCUCGCCUUCACGGCUGCCCGGGCUGUUCCCGACGUAGAUGGCCCGCUGCUGAACGGCAACUUCGAGUACCCGCCCAACAGGUCGCAGAUGAACGGCACGAGGGUGACGGGCGCGCACGCCAUCCCCUACUGGAAGGCCACCGGCCCCGUGGAGUACGUCGAGUCCGGGACGGACCAGCCGGGCGACGGCAUGGUCCUGCCGGUGCCGGAGGGCGCGCACGCCGUGCGCCUCGGCAGCGGCGCCUCCGUCCGGCAGCAGCUCAGCCUCACCCGCGGCGCCUGCUACUCCGUCACCUUCAGCGCCGCGCGCACCUGCGGCCAGUCGGAGCGGCUCCGCCUCUCCGUCGUCCCCGUCGACGCCGCCGACGCGCCCGGCCGCGAGCUCCCCAUCCAGACCGUGUACAGCGCCAGCGGCUGGGACUCGUACGCCUGGGCCUUCCACGCCGAGCAGGGCGUGGUCACGCUCGUCAUCCACCACGGCGACGGCGGCGGCGCGGCGGAAGACCCCGCGUGCGGGCCCCUGGUCGACGCCGUCGCCAUCAAGACCCUCCACCCCGCCGCCCAGGCCGCCGGCGGCAACCUGCUGAGGAACGGGGACUUCGAGGAGGGGCCGUACGUCGCGCCGGGGUCGGCGUGCGGGGUGCUGGUGCCGCCCAUGGACGCGGACGCCAUGUCGCCGCUGCCCGGGUGGAUGGUCAUGUCCUACUCCAAGGCGGCCAAGUACGUGGACGCGGCGCACUACGCGGUGCCCUGCGGGUCGCGCGCCGUGGAGCUGAUCGCCGGCGUGGAGGCGGCGCUGGUGCAGGAGGUGGACACCGUGCCGGGGAGCGCGUGCCGGAUGGAGUUCUCCGUCGGGGACGCCGGGGACGGGUGCGUGGCGUGCGGGCCGGAGCAGCAGCCCAUGCGCGUGGUGGCGGCGGCCACGGGGGCGCAGGGGCCCGCCACCGUGGAGUACCAUUCCAGUGGCAAGGGCGGGCACGCGCGCGGCGAGCUGGCGUUCACGGCGGAGGGGAACCGCACGCGGGUGGUGCUCUAUAGCUCCGGCUACCACACCAUGGCCGACGGCAGCGGCUCGCUCUGCGGCCCCGUCGUCGACGACGUCUCGCUCGUCUGCACUUAGAUGCCGCCGCCGCCGCCGGCGGCUGGUACGUCGCUAGCUAGUGCGUCGGCAGCGCGAUUGUUUUAGACAUUGCAACAUUUCACAUUUCUUUCGUUUUCUUCUCUUCUGAGAAACAUCGGUAAUUUUGAACGAUCCGUCCCUCCUCUGCAGUCUCAUGGAACUGGGGACGAAUAGAUCUCAAGGGAAUUAUUUCAAAAUGUUUCAUUCUAAA
Hordeum vulgare subsp. vulgare (domesticated barley) is the source of this 1486-nucleotide messenger RNA. RefSeq lists its product as uncharacterized. The record is from RefSeq and is a predicted model, not a curated record. Bases 115 to 1275 code for a protein of 386 amino acids. The transcript has 2 exons. NCBI's taxonomy places the organism in Eukaryota, Viridiplantae, Streptophyta, Magnoliopsida, Poales, Poaceae.